This is a messenger RNA of Cooperia oncophora, 888 nucleotides long. The record is from the annotation of a GenBank genome assembly. Lineage: Eukaryota; Metazoa; Nematoda; Chromadorea; Rhabditida; Trichostrongylidae.
AUGUUGUGCGGUUUGCGCUCCCUCACUCUUAUGGAUGAUAAACCUGUGGACGAAGAAGAUGUCGACUCAAAUUUUUUGUUGGCAAACGGCUCUGUUGGUGAAAAUCGUGCGAAAGCAUCAUAUGAGAAGGUGCAAGCGCUAAACCCAAUGGUUAAAGUGGAGGUCGUUGAAUCCAGUCUGAAAUGCAUCGAUCCUGCCUUCAUACCACGCUUUACUCUUGUUGUGCUAUGUGAUCAGUCCUAUGAAGACGUCCAAAUUUGGAAUGAAAGAUGCCGCAAGCUCAAUAUUGGCUUCAUUGCAUGUAGUGUUUUCGGCUGGAUGGGCUACUCCUUCUUCGAUUUCAACAAUCAUUUGUUCCUCAGUGCUGUUGAAAAGAAGAAGGACGCAGUAUGCGAUGAGGCUGGAGGUGGAACGUCGAACUGUCCGGAUGCGGUGGAUCUUGAGUCGGAAAACGUUUUCGAGAAAAGAAAGCUUCAAUAUCCAUGUUUCGAAGAGGCUUUCAACGUCGAUUGGUCUAAGAAGCAACUGGUGAGAAAGUCGAGGCGUCUCGUUCCUUGCAGUUAUUUCCCACUCAAAGCUAUGCUGCGUGCACAAAAGGAGCACAAGUUGACAGGUGACGAGCAGAAGGACUUGACAGUACUUACGCAGUUGUGGAACGAUGAGGUGCUUGCAGCUCAUCAUGAGCUUGAAAGGCAGACAGUCCAACCAGAGCAGUUUGAUUACUUCUUUGGGCCGCAGUUUUCAACUGUUUGUGCGAUUGUUGGCGGAUUAGCUGGCCAGGAGGCGAUAAAGGCUAUGUCUGAGAACGAGCGUCCUCUGCAAAACAUAUUCAUCUAUUCUGCACUUGAUUCGACCGGGACCGUCUGUCAUUUUCCACCUCCACCAUAA